CAUUGGUGGAUAUAUGUUGUGAUAGAACUUGACUGAACCGACCAAUUUUUGCUCGCAACUUUCGAAAUUGUUUGAACGUAGAAUAGGAUUACUACGUUAUUAACCAAAAAUAUUUUUUAUGAGAACAAAAUGGAGACGUUGUACCACCAGACCAACAAAUUAAUACAGGAAACGCAGCACAUUUUCUCGCAGCUUGAGAGAAAGUCGUCCGACGCACAGCUGCAGGAAGUGAAGCAGGCUAUCGAAGACAAAAUCGGUCUUAUCAACAGCAAUUGCGAGCGACUCGACGUGCUGUGCCUCAAGGGUCCAGUGUCGCAGAGGCAGAACAACAGGAUGAGGGUGGAUCAGCUGAAGUAUGACAGCCGUCAUCUCAGCGCGGCCCUGAACUCGUGGUGCAGCCGCGUGACGCGGCAGCAGCGGGAGGAAGCGGAAAGGGAGGCCCUACUGGCCAGGAAGUUCACCACGAACGACCACGUGGACAUCUUCAUCGAUCACACCAUGCAGCACAAUAACAGCCUGCACAACGCCGUUCACGGCAUAGACGAUCUGCUGCACCAGGGCAGCAGUGUCCUGGAUAACAUGAAAUCGCAGAGAAUAACGUUGAAGGGGGCCCACAAACGCUUGAUAGACAUUGGCAACACCUUGGGUCUCUCCAAUACCACUAUGAGGCUCAUAGAGCAACGAGCCAAGCAGGACGGAUUUAUCUUAGUCGGCGGUAUAACCUUCACGUGCAUAGUCAUUCUCUUGGUGAUAGUUUACCUCACUUAGGCACAUUCCAAAGAUCAGAUUAAGCGUAAUGUAUCUGCGAUUAAUUGUGAUUAAUUGCGCGAUUUAUAUAUUUGUUAAUUUUUAUCCCUUUUAUCAAAUUUGCCAUCGGCUUACGAGAAAGAUAGGUGUUGCAACUAUUUAAGAUCAUUUACUGUAAGCAUAUUAUACGUAUGUAAAUAUAGACGCUAGACAAGUCCGACCUACAAAAUGUUAUUUAUAUUUUAUGCUAAAAUAUAAUAUUUGUAUAUUUUAUUGCAAAUCCAGUGUUGAUAGUAUUGUAUUUCAUAACGAUGGAGUUCGACAAUUUUCUUGAAUGUUAUAUCGAAUAAAACUACUCAUAUUUUUAAUGGUAAAAAAUAUGAAAAAGUUUUAA
Molecule: messenger RNA, 1141 nt
Organism: Wasmannia auropunctata (little fire ant)
Lineage: Eukaryota; Metazoa; Arthropoda; Insecta; Hymenoptera; Formicidae
Gene: Membrin
Product: Golgi SNAP receptor complex member 2
Exons: 2
Coding region: 130-768 (212 amino acids)
Biological process (GO): vesicle-mediated transport; vesicle fusion
Cellular component (GO): ER to Golgi transport vesicle membrane; endoplasmic reticulum membrane; SNARE complex
Molecular function (GO): SNARE binding; SNAP receptor activity
Source: RefSeq, a predicted model, not a curated record